AUGCCCUUCUUCAAAGAGCUGCGCCGCCGAUCAAAAGCAAGCUUCCGAACCUCCGACUCCUCAACAGAAUCCAAUGGCACUGUUCCGACUGCAAAAUCGUCCUCUACACUGAACUCCGCUCCCGGAAGCGCAACACCGCCUUCGACAUAUCAUGCCAAUGGCUCCUCUUACAACGUAUUGGGUACAGUCAAGAGCAAUGGUGACACUCCGCCUCCGGUCCCUCAGCGGCCUACUGUUAUGGUUCCGAGUUCAAAUAGGAACAGCAUGAUGACUCUGUCACCUUCCGGCUCUAAUGGGACAAUCCGAGUUCCCCCACCGACCUCCGCGUAUGCGCCUAGAAUUACUUCAGUCAUGGAUAACUCAGUGGUCUAUCACAAAGUGCUAUUGGUGAAUGGAGAAAUUGGCGACCCCAACCAGAAACCCAUGGAGGGCAAUCUGACUGUCCAUCAUGAUAAGGAGGGACAAGCGUUUCCACCUACGAACUGGCCGGUGUCCGAUUCGUACUUCAAAGCUCUUGUCUACCUCUCGCCUGGCUGGAACAGAAUUCGUUUUGACUUCACCUCACCCAAACUGAGCCUCCACAGCACUGGAUCCACCCCUGCGAUGCACUCUUCCUAUAUUAUGCUGAACUACCUGCCAUUGAAUAGCGCACCGCCUCUGCAGCUCGUCAUCCUAGUCGGCAGGGAUUCGCCCUGUACAUAUGACGCAGCUCCCCAGAGAAUACACAAUGAGGGCAACGACCUGUCCAUGGCCAUUAGAAAAUUCCGAAUGGCUGCUCAUCUCUGGCAGACAUUCACUGCAGAACAAAUGUACCGACACAAAUUCGGCCGCAGAUGUUUCAGAUUCGAAGAAGAAUGGCAAACCGGCACACUUUCCAUCCGGGACCGGGAAAUGGGCAUCAUGAAAAAUGAAACCAGGAUCCAUGUCGUACGGUCGGACAAGACUACUGCGGAAUUGCGGGACCUGCAGUACGCCCAACAACAUUCGCCGGCAGCCAAGAAGGGGGAGCUUUACUCAAUUGCAGCGGAUGCCGUCAAGAAGUAUUUCAAUAUCAGACCAGGUCAGAAGCAGUAUGUGGCUUGCCUCUUACUCGAUGCCCAUUGGGAUCCAGAAGUCGGAACAAUCAGGGGCCAUGCUGCUCUCGGCGGUACAGCGGAUGACCUUGGCUUGGCCAUUUUCGGCUCACAUGCUCUUCAGAGCUAUCCAUCGUGUAUCGAGGAAGUCGUGCCGGCCUUUAUGGACUGCACGCGGACUGACACCAAGUAUGUCGCAAACGAUUGCGACGAAUCCGGGAGUAGCUGGGAAGCUGCCAACAUUGGCAUCGGCGCUCAUCUGCAUGAGGUCGGUCAUCUCUUUGGCUGUCCUCACCAAGAAACCGGAGUCAUGCUCAGAGACUAUGUCCGGUUGAACCGCACAUUCUUGAUCAAAGAACCGUACUCGACGAGAACAAAGUCCCAAGGUCUCAAGGUCUGUCGUCAGGAAGACGAGUGCGGUUGGCAUCGACUGGACGUGCUCCGCUUCCGGUACCACCCCUGUUUCAGACUUCCCAGUGAUGAACCUCUUCCACAAGAUGACAGCAUUCAAUACUUUCCGGUCGGCAACGGACGCAUUAUCUGUGCCGCCCCCUCAGGAAUAUCAUUUAUUGAGAUAAGGAUGCACACAGAGGAUCUAUGCCGGCAAUGGAUCGACUUUUCCAACACUGAUCCGCGACACAGUGUUACUCCCAAACAGAUCACCUUGGCAGAGGCCGACGUCCGCGCACGCCUUCCUGAAGACAAAAAGAAGGUCAAAUUGUCUUUGACAAUCUUCUGUGGUAGCUCCCGGAGUGAGAAGAUCGAAGACCUAGACGACCUCUUGUCAAAGAAAUACAUUGUUAAUCUGCCGCACUCGUUCGACUCUCGACUUGGGUUUAAAAGCAAGAAGCUGGGUCAUUCCCAGCUGGAGGGGUCGCGGCCAGAAGAACUGGUCCUAGAAAGCAUUCAUCUUCAGACAAAACUUCUGACUUCUGUCAGACUUUAUCAUGGAUAUGCACUGGACGGCAUUGAAUUUUGCUAUGAAGAUGGUCAUAGUCAACUAUUUGGCAAGAGGGGCGGCAAGCCUGGUGGUGACGAAUUCGUUCUUGACACGCGCCGUGGUGAAACAAUUCUAGGCUUUUACUUGCGUGCCGGUCUCUGGAUUGAUGGUAUUGAGAUUUUGACCAGUACGGGCCGAAGAUCAGGUAUUUUUGGGAACGCAACUGGAGGAUCUGGACACACGUUGAUGGCGCCGCGGGGAUACAGUCUCGCCGGGAUUUCUGGAAGCUGUGGACCAUGGAUAGAUGGAUUCCAGAUCAUCAUCACCCGCUAA
Molecule: messenger RNA, 2346 nt
Organism: Cladophialophora psammophila CBS 110553
Lineage: Eukaryota; Fungi; Ascomycota; Eurotiomycetes; Chaetothyriales; Herpotrichiellaceae
Exons: 6
Coding region: 1-2346 (781 amino acids)
Cellular component (GO): cytoplasm
Source: RefSeq, a predicted model, not a curated record